This is a messenger RNA of Penicillium expansum, 1029 nucleotides long. RefSeq names its product telomere length and silencing 1 family protein. Gene Ontology annotation, cellular component: spliceosomal complex. The transcript has 2 exons. Lineage: Eukaryota; Fungi; Ascomycota; Eurotiomycetes; Eurotiales; Aspergillaceae. The record is from RefSeq and is a predicted model, not a curated record. Gene Ontology annotation, biological process: mRNA splicing, via spliceosome. The coding region runs from base 1 to 1029 and encodes 342 amino acids.
AUGGACACGCAAGAAGAUGUUGUGCCAACCGAGUCCCUGUUUCGCCCAGCAAAAAAGCGCAAAUUCAUGCGACGACGUCCCGAUCAUGAGACCCUAGACACCGAAGAGGCCGAUAACCAAAAUGACAAUUCUGGCGCGUCACAAGCUCCGGGGAGCAGUAAUCUUCGGCGUCCACGCGCAGUUAGAAAGGGCGGCAUUGGGUUUUCUACCACAUCACGACUAGGAGAUGACCAGGGCCAGCAAGUAGCGCUAGUACCAGUAGCCGGAGAAACUGAGGAUGAGAAGAUACGAGCAAUGAAUGAACGUUUCACGGGAUAUACUGGUCAGACAGUGGAUGUUGACAAGCACAUGUACGAAUCCUUUCCUAAAGCUGAUCGUCCCGUUCGUUUGAUGUGGACUAACGAGAUAAGGAUGGCAUUCAUAGAUUCCGAGAUGGCUAAGCGCUACCAGCCUGAAUCAAAAGCGGACCAUUCAGGUUCCAACCAACCAACCCAAGAGGAGGUCGCUGGGGGGCCGUCGCUACCUGGACACCAGACACGCGAACCUGCAUCGCUAGGCAAACUCCAUGAAAUUGACCUCGGCCAAGAAGCCACAUUGCGAAACAUUGCGCGGACAGAAGCUGCGACUCGACAAAUGGAGAAGGGAGAACUGCCGACAUCAGUGGAUCAUGCUGCUUCAGAGACGGGUCGUCCUGGGCCAGACGGCAAGUCAUGGCGCAACCGCAAACAGAGGACAGAUGCAGACAUCGCAAGAGAUCGUCUUGUGGAGGAAGUACUACGUGAGAGUAAAUUGGAAAUUUAUGAUGAACAUGAGGAGGAAACACAGCUUGAUGACCAACAGGCUGCUGAUGACCGAGUUGCUGAGCAAUUCAGACGAGACUUUAUGGAUGCGAUGCAGUCUCGACGUCGGACUCGGCCUGCAGCAAAACCGGUGGCCAAUGUCGAAGCGCCCCGGGGUCCGAAGCUUGGAGGCAGUCGCAGUGCAAGAGCUGCAAUGCGAGAAAAAGAAGCACAGGCGGGAAAGAAAUGA